GCGGCCUACGACAGCUUCUCCAACGCGGUGACCAAGAACACGGUGGCCAUGCUGGUGUGGCUGCUGCUGAGCGUGUCCAACGGCAGCAUGGUGCUCACCUUCCUGAGCCACAGCCGGUUCUACGAGAACCCGCGCUACAUCAUGUUCGUCUCCAUGGUGAUCAACGACGCCCUGCAGCUCAGCCUGGUGACGGCGCUCUACGUGGUGAGCUACGUCUUCCGGAGGAUCCACGCCUCCGUCUGCUGCGUCCUGAUCAUGAUGGCGGUGCUCACGACCCGCUCCACCCCUCUGAUCCUGGCCGGCAUGGCGUUGGAGCGUUACGUCUCCAUCUGCUUCCCGCUGCACUGCGGCCACAUGGUCACCGUGCGGCACACGCUGCUCCUCAUCAUCCUCAUCCUCUUCCUCACGGCCGCGCCGCCCGUCACCGACCUCCUCAUCACGGCCGUCCACCAGCCGGCCAGCUUCUUCCACACGCGCAUCUUCUGCGACCACCCGCUGCUGUUCCGUCACCGCUCCAUCUACUACAAGAACUGCGUGUUCGACAGCGUGUACCUGACCUUCGUGGCGCUCACGCUGCUCUACACCUACUGCCGCAUCAUGCUGACGGCCAGGGCCGCCUCCACCGGCCUGGCCUCCGCCCAGAGGGCGCGCAACACCGUGCUGCUGCACGGCGGGCAGCUGCUGCUGUGCAUGCUGGCCUUCGUGGUUCCUUCCCUUCAGGCGGCGCUCAUCUCCCUGUUCCCUCGCUUCAGUCUGGAGAUCCGCUACGUCUUCUUCCUGCUCGUCUACAUCAUCCCUCGCUUCAUGAGCCCCGUCAUCUACGGCUUCCGAGACGAGCUGUUCAGGAAGUACUGGACCCGGUACCUGGCCUGUCGGGGCCACCGGACCGUCAGGGUCCGACCGGUGCUACUGAAAGGGAGCCAGUAG
Molecule: messenger RNA, 927 nt
Organism: Pseudoliparis swirei
Lineage: Eukaryota; Metazoa; Chordata; Actinopteri; Perciformes; Liparidae
Product: odorant receptor 131-2-like
Exons: 4
Coding region: 49-927 (292 amino acids)
Biological process (GO): G protein-coupled receptor signaling pathway
Cellular component (GO): membrane
Molecular function (GO): G protein-coupled receptor activity
Source: RefSeq, a predicted model, not a curated record